Molecule: messenger RNA, 1253 nt
Organism: Salvia miltiorrhiza (redroot sage)
Lineage: Eukaryota; Viridiplantae; Streptophyta; Magnoliopsida; Lamiales; Lamiaceae
Exons: 2
Coding region: 364-1080 (238 amino acids)
Biological process (GO): ubiquitin-dependent protein catabolic process
Cellular component (GO): endoplasmic reticulum
Molecular function (GO): metal ion binding; ubiquitin protein ligase activity; ubiquitin-like protein conjugating enzyme binding
Source: RefSeq, a predicted model, not a curated record
CCCAUGGAUAUAUAUUACCCAUUAUACUUGCAAAAAAAAAACAAUAUUUUUGAGACACAAGUUUUGAACAAAAAUAAGUUAUCGUUUUAGUCCUCUACCAAACCAAAAAAAAGUUUGACAAACUAAGUCAGUCAACGAUCAAACCUCUAACUGCGUGGCUCAAACCACUAGGAGCUCACCACGUGGAUUCGUGGAAUUCCGAGUAUCCAAUUUACUCCUCGAUUUCGAGUAGGUUUCACCUUUACUCUUCCGCUCGUUUCCCCCAAAACCAGAUUUCCGUGCGUAUUCGGUCAUCUUCUAUUCGAUCUGUCGGCGUGGGGCUCUGUCCUCGAUUAAGGCAGUUUGGUGUUUUGAGGUCAAAAAAUGGAGGGUGGGUUUGGGGAAUCGAUGAAUAGGCAGCCCCCAAGCCCUUCGUUUGCAAGCAGUAGCAAUAACAAUAGUGAUGCUGGAAAUUUUGAGUGUAAUAUUUGCUUCGAUUUGGCUCAAGACCCUAUAGUUACUCUUUGCGGUCACCUCUUCUGCUGGCCUUGCCUGUACAAAUGGAUCCACAUCCACUCGCAUUCACAUGAAUGCCCUGUUUGUAAGGCUCUUAUUGAAGAGGAGAAGUUGGUCCCUCUAUACGGGCGUGGAAAGAAUUCCACCGACCCUCGCUCUAAGUCAAUUCCUGGAAUGGAGAUUCCACAUCGUCCCACAGGGCAAAGGCCCGAAACAGCUCCUCCGCCUGAUCCAAAUGCUAACGCCAAUGCAUUUGCGCACCAAGGAUAUGGAUUUAUGGGAGGGUUUGGCCCCUUUGGUGGUUUUGCACCUGUGGCUAGUGCUAGGUUUGGGAACUUUACGUUAUCUGCAGCACUUGGGGGACUAUUGCCAUCAUUCUUUAACAUUCAAGUGCAUGGGUUCCCAAAUCCCAACUUGUAUGGAGCAGGCCAUGGUUUUCCAUAUGGGUAUCCUAAUACAUUCCAUGGUGCACAUGCUCAGGGAUUCCCUCAUCAUGGAAACCAGCAACAGCAAGCGGAUUCCACCUUGAAGCUCCUAUUGCUGCUGAUUGGUUUGAGUGUGCUUCUAACUUUAAUUUGGAGUUGAGGUAAAUCAUCAGUUGGUGCUUGAAUUUCGACAAAUAUCGGUUCCUUCCUGUAUAUAUGUUAGUGCAUUUCUUCUAUGCGAGUUUUAUUAAUUGUAUCCUUCACUUUUUUUUGUGAGACAACUUUGGUUUUUAUAACAUCUGAAGUGUUAUUAAUAAAUAGCUGUUUAGUAAA